This is a messenger RNA of Trichoplusia ni (cabbage looper), 1179 nucleotides long. RefSeq lists its product as uncharacterized. Lineage: Eukaryota; Metazoa; Arthropoda; Insecta; Lepidoptera; Noctuidae. The record is from RefSeq and is a predicted model, not a curated record. Bases 1 to 1179 code for a protein of 392 amino acids. The transcript has a single exon.
AUGGAUGUGAUGGACGAGGACAGUUUGUGUCGUAUAUGUGUGACGUCCUUUACGGAAGAGGACAUAACUACAGCGAAAAGCUUGUUGUUUGAUUCGGUGCCGACAACAAAGCGUAAAAUCCAAAGAAAACGUGAUGGGAAGGCGAAGCGAGAUAUUGACGACAUAAUAUGUCUGCUUAAAGAAACGGAUCCUGAACUGAUUCCUAUUUUUGUAGCACGAGACCUUCAAAUACUCCCUCCAGUUCUAUUCGAUCAUUUGGAUUGUACAAGGCUUCUAAAAGAGUUGCAACUAAUGAAGAGAGAAAUUACGGAUCUAAAAGAAUCAAAGGAGCAGUAUGUUACCACACAACAACUGGAAUCUGUUAAGAAUGAUAUAAAACACCUCAAAAGUUCAGAUAAAGACAUUCCCCAAACUAAAACAAAGUGCGGUGGUUGUAUGUUAUUAAAUGAAUUUGAAGAUUCUGAUAGUUUUAAUACAAUCAUAUCGGCACCCACCAGCCCGUUAUUGCAUUCUUCUCGGGUAGUGGGUAGGUUGGAUAAAAAUGUUGAGGGUAGAAGUAUGUCGAUCGGCAACAACGGCGGCGUACCGGUUAUAAACAGCGCUACGAGUGACGAGAAGGCGAUGACGCAUCGCUCUGGCAACGUCAGUGCGUUAUCAGCUGAGGCGCUUGCGACGGACUGUGUUACCGCUGUGGGACACACGGCCGUGUUGGAUGGCGAACAUGUUGGGAAGCAACCGACAUUUGCGAAUGUAGUCAGGAGUGAAAAGAACGUCGUUAGUCAAGACAAUGAUGGUUGGACUUUGGUACAAAGAAAAUUCAGAAAUCAGAGGUUUGCCGGAAAAAAGGGGAGCGCAGUAAUUAAACCUGAGGAAAAAUUUAAGGCAGCUGAGAUUAUGUUACCAUUAUACAUUUCAAACGUAUCGAAAGGACUUUCUGUUGAUGAUAUAGUCUCAUAUAUCCGUGGAAAAUCUAGGUUACUAGUUAAGGUAGAAAAGUUGACCAUGAAGAUUGAUAAGGAAUACGACAGCUAUAAAAUAUUUAUUCCUAAACAUAAGGAGGACAUUUUUAUGCGUGAUGACUUCUGGCCCGAUGGAAUUUCUUAUCGGCGUUUCAUAAAUUUCAGAAAUAAUUUUGGUGAUAAAGCAGAGACACGGAAAUUAAAUACUAUCAUUCGAUAA